This is a messenger RNA of Lolium rigidum, 1713 nucleotides long. RefSeq lists its product as uncharacterized. The coding region runs from base 59 to 1396 and encodes 445 amino acids. Lineage: Eukaryota; Viridiplantae; Streptophyta; Magnoliopsida; Poales; Poaceae. The transcript has 2 exons. The record is from RefSeq and is a predicted model, not a curated record.
GAGGCGGUGCACCCGGCGGCUUCUUCUCCCUCCGCCACCCGUCCCAGCAGUUGUAAACAUGCUUCAUCAUUCAAAUAGCCGCCACCAGAGGAACAGAGGAUCAAAAAUCAAAACGCUACUCAAGGUCACUCUACUUUUAGGUGUUGCUGUUUGGCUUGUGUACCAGGUGAAGCAUUCUUAUGAUAAGAAAAAUGAGUACCUCAAUGCUACUGAGAACCAGCUUUCCCAUGAUGGUAGAAGCAUGUUCCAGGGUAGGAAAGAAAGGGUGGGUGGUUAUGGUGCUGGUGAUGUGGAUAAGGCCAUAGAGGAUAUCGAUGUGAUAAGCAAUAAAGAUGAAGAGAAGAGUGGAGAAACUGUGUUUGAGAAAGACAAUACCGACUCCCAUGAUGAUGAUGCGGGAAACGCAGAGAGAUCGGAAGCUGAAGAAGAACAAGCCAGCCGUGCAGAUGGUAAUGCAGAAGCACAUGGUACUGACUCCAACUCAACAGCAUUCAAGCUUGAUGCUGAAUCCAACUCAUCUGAUGGUGAGACUAAAAGUGAAGUCCAUUCAGUUGAAGAUGAUGUGCCUCAAAACAAGGAUGGCCAAGAGGGAACCUCUGGUGAAGAGGUAAAUGGAACAACUCAUGAAGAAAAGGAGCAAAGUGAUUCAGAUCAGAUCAAUGCAAGCAGCAAUGGAUCAGAUGGAGAGCAAGCUGAGAAAAAGGAGGAGGUGGAGUCUCAAGCUGAUUCUGGAUCCCUUUCUGAUGAUACCAAGGCUGGAACCAGUGACGAGCAUUCCGCUGAGACGCUUCCAGAUGAAACAGGCAACAUACCAGCGGUACACACUGAGAAUCCUCAAAAUGGUGCAAGUGAAAACCCAGGAGAUAGCAGCAGCGAGGCUGUUCAUGUAGAGAUUGGAUCUGAACAUGAAGGGGCGAAAGCAUCAUCUGGGACUGCAUCUGGUGAUGCUGAGAAGGGUAAUUCUGUGGAGUCUAAUCCAUCUGAUGGCAUCUUCGUAGAAGAAAAGGCUGAGACUGCAUCUGGUGGUGACGAGAAGGGUGCAGAAACUGGUACAGCUAAUGAGGCGUCAGGCAUCAAAGAAGCAAACCCUGAGGAAGGCAAUGCUGCUACAGAAGUUCGCACUGACCAGGCAGCAAGUACGCAGACAGAGAACCCCCAAGAGGCAUCUGCUGCUGAAGGCACAAAUGGUUCACUAGAAGAGGCAAAGCCUGUGGAGAACCAGGUUGAUGGAGCUACAAAAGCGUCGAGCAACGGUGAUCAGGAGGAUAUCAAAAUUGAAACCAACACAUCAACCAACGAUGAACACAGUGAGCAUCAGAGUGUUGACGCCAGUUCUGGGUCGACCGGCUCAAGUGACAGUGGCCCUGAACAAAGUGGAAAGACUGAGACCCAGUGAGUGAUAGCACGAAAAGCAUAUGGACAUUGUUCAGUAUACGGGAUUGUUCAUGGACACGAAGAGGAGCUACUACUGCACAUAGGAGGAUUGAUAGUUCAGGUUGGGGUUACAUCUUUAGUUGAUAUUUGCUGAUGCAGAACCGUGCCAAUUGUACAGACUACGAGAUCCAUGCUCUGAAAGACAAUUUGCAUGUUGUGUGUUUCUUGCCAAGUUGUUACUUCAACCAUGUGACGCGAUCCAUGCUCUGAAAGACAAUUUGCAUGUUGUGUGUUUCUUGUCAAGUUGUUACUUCAACCAUGUGAUUUUAAUCUCUGCAA